AUGUCGCAGCCCGUCCCUCAAGGUUGCGGGCAGAGACCGGGAAGGCAAACUGGGUGUCGCGGAUUCGCCCGGGGGACUGCAAUUGAACGUAUCACCGCUGGCAUCCAGUUGGUUAUUGGUUGUUCCCGCAUCAACCGCCGGACGGUCAGCUUUUCUGGUGGUGCCUCCUUCUGCAAAGUCACCCCGCUGAAUCCGAAGUUUGCCACCGCUUACUACAAACGCGGUCUGUCGCAGGAUGCUCUUGGCCAGAACGAGGCAGCCAUCCAGGACUGCGACGAGGCUAUCAGGAUGAAUACAGAGGAUGCAGAUGCCUUCCACCUUCGCGGAGCGACGAAGAGCCAGCUUGGCCAGGACGAGGCAGCCAUCCAGGACUACGACGAGGCUGUCAGGCUGCAUCCGGAGCAUGCAGAUGCCUUCAACUACCGCGGCGUGUCGAAGAGCAAGCUUGGCCAGCAAGAGGCUGCCAUCCAGGACUACGACGAGGCUAUCAGGCUGAAUCCGGAGUAUGCUGAAUCCUUCGACAACCGCGUCGUGUCGAAGGGAAAGCUUGGCCAUGAAACUCCACAGUUCCCGGAACCACUUUUUUAG
Molecule: messenger RNA, 588 nt
Organism: Symbiodinium sp. CCMP2592
Lineage: Eukaryota; Dinophyceae; Suessiales; Symbiodiniaceae
Source: the annotation of a GenBank genome assembly